AUGCGGGGCUCGGUCUCUGCCCUCAUCAUCUUCGCAAUCAUACCGGUAGGUCUUGGAGCCGUAGUCGCAGCCGUCGCCUUCAAGGGCAAAAAUGUUGAGCCCCACGCUGCGUCUUCCUCAUCGGUCACGACUGCCAUCAUCAAGAUGACGGACACUCCGACUACCACCCCUGGCGUUCUUGAGAGGAACUCUCUCUGGACCAUCAACACCGCAAAGCCUCAGUCAAUCGUGAUCAACAUCUCAACCGACCGUCCCACAACCACUGCGGCUGUUGACGGCUCCCUCACUAUCAAAUGCGACCACGAAUGGCACCAGGACAGCACCCCUAUGUGCACCUACGGACCUGGCUUCGCCCGCCGUGAUUCAGUCAAGGUCCAUAUUCCCAACGACCCCAUAACUUCACUGGGCAACCCCCCUGGGCCCAUCCUAAUGGGAGACCGCCAAGACCUCGAGACUCUGGACAAGAAGCAGUACGUUGCAUCUGUUGCUAUGGCUGCUUCCGCUUCCGCUUCUAUCGACUGCAAGUACAAGUAUUGCGAUGGUCAGACCCAGUAUUGCAUGUACUGGGCCGGUGUCACUGGCUGGAACCCAUCCCUCGGCCCGGUUCCCGGCAUGACACGUACUGCUCUCAGUGGUUGCCAGGUGCCUGCAACGGAGUUCACGACUUACAGAUCGGUUCACACUACAAUGGCGCCGACAAAGAAUCGCGUUUGCAGCACCAAAACAUCCAGCUUUCGAGCACUAGCCGUGUAG
Colletotrichum graminicola M1.001 is the source of this 753-nucleotide messenger RNA. RefSeq lists its product as uncharacterized. The record is from RefSeq and is a predicted model, not a curated record. Lineage: Eukaryota; Fungi; Ascomycota; Sordariomycetes; Glomerellales; Glomerellaceae. The coding region runs from base 1 to 753 and encodes 250 amino acids. The transcript has a single exon.